CUCUGUAAUGGCUGUCUUGAUCCCCCUGUUGCUCUCUGCUUUUGCGAUAUUACUCUCUUACUUGCUGUGGAAGUUCAGUAAGGCUGAUGCAGACAUAAGCCUUCUCAUGAAGCCAACACCAAACAGACUUCACUUCAAGGAUAAAGUCGUCUGGAUUACUGGAGCAUCAUCAGGCAUUGGUGAAGCUUUGGCAAGGAUGAUGGCUGAACAGGGAGCUCGACUCAUUAUUUCAUCAAGAAACAAAGAACAGCUUGAGGACAUCCAAAAGUCAAUGAACAAUGGACACAAUGUGAAAGUGUUGGUUCUUGAUUUAUCAAACAUGCCAAAUGCACCAGGAUUGGUGAGGCAGGCAUUGGACAUGUAUGGACACAUCGACGUGUUGGUGAACAAUGCAGGCAUAUCCUGCCGGGUUCCAGUUGAAGAAGUGACCGACGACUUGCUGAGAAAGAUAAUGGAGGUAGACUUCUUUGGUCAGGUGGCACUCACACAGGCGGUUUUACCCGAUAUGCUGGAGCGUGGGUGUGGUCAGAUUGUGAACGUUCUCUCUGUUCUUGGAAAAUUUGGUUAUCUAUUGAGAGCACCUUAUUCAGCUGCCAAAUUUGCUUUGAAUGGAUAUAUGUCUACUCUUCGACUUGAGAUAUCCAGCAAAGGCAUUUCAGUGUGUAACAUAAUGCCUGGUCCUGUUAUCACAAAUGUCAGUAAGAAUGCUCUUCUUGCCGAUGGCAAAGCAUUUGGAAAGACAGACAAACUUAUUGCAACCGGAAUGAAGACGAAGAGGUGUGCCGAGCUGAUCAUCAAGGCAAUGGCAUCUAAUGUGCAAGAGGCUUGGAUAAGCACACAGCCAACUCUCACAGUCACGUAUGCAUCACAGUAUGCACCCAGUUUGCUCAAGUGGAUGAUAACAGAUAAACGUGUGAAAGCACGACAGUGAUUUGAAGGGCGAGUUACAGCGAUCAGAAACCGCAUCUUAACUAUUGGUACUCUUGAUGUGAUUCUGUGAACGUUUUUGAACUUGUAUCACAUUUUUAGUUUUGUCUGUUUCUGUUUGGCUCAUCACUUUGCUAGCACGCGUUAUCCUAUAUAUGUGUGUUUGCAUUGAUUGUCUUGACACUGAUGGUCAAGCAGAAUUGCGUAUACUAAGUGAGUCUUUCUUGCGUACACAACUGGGUCUAGUUGUUUUAUUAAUUGUGAGAGCGAAUGGGUAUAAUUGUCAUGUGCCUAUUAUUCUUUAUGUACCAUUGAGUAAAGACUGUUUCAGUAUGAACGCAU
Molecule: messenger RNA, 1269 nt
Organism: Corticium candelabrum
Lineage: Eukaryota; Metazoa; Porifera; Homoscleromorpha; Homosclerophorida; Plakinidae
Product: dehydrogenase/reductase SDR family member 7-like
Exons: 6
Coding region: 8-931 (307 amino acids)
Molecular function (GO): oxidoreductase activity
Source: RefSeq, a predicted model, not a curated record